Messenger RNA from Stylonychia lemnae, 651 nucleotides. The record is from the annotation of a GenBank genome assembly. NCBI's taxonomy places the organism in Eukaryota, Ciliophora, Spirotrichea, Sporadotrichida, Oxytrichidae.
AUGCAGCAUGACGAAGAAUUGAAAAAAUGUUAUACAAAUGAUCUAGAGAAGUCUCAAAAACUAUAACUUCUUCAUCAUAUUAAGGUCGAAGAUCAGCAAACAACCAAAGAUGAUUCUUAUUAAGACUACAAUCUUGAUAAAAUCGGCAUUACUACAUCAUAGCAAAAGGCGAAUCUCUAAAAGAUUAUUCAAGCCAUAUCUUAUUUUGAAAACUACUCUGAAGAAACAAAGCAGGCUCUUGAAUCAAUAUUUAACAGGAUGGGCAUGAGCCAAAGAGGUUUAAAUGCAAAUGAAAUCGAAUAAAAUGUUUAGAAGUAAUUGCAGACAUAUUUGCCUUACUAUGCUGGUAUGCCCCUUAGAACUUUAUUUGGAACAGCUAUGGGAUAUUGCAUGGGAUUAUAUAUAAAACAAGUAUCGCAAAAGAUUGCAAUAUAUUCAGGCCUUUGUAUUCUUGGAUUAAGUAUCUUGUCAAAGCUACGAUACAUUUCAAUCAAUUGGGGCAAGAUUGAUUCGGAUGUUCACUAUCUUGUAUUCUAAACAGCUGAGUAACAAAAGAGUAUUAUAAACUAUAUAAAGAGAUUACUUACUCAUGUGCUUCCACUUUGCAGUGGACUCGGAGCAGGAUUUUACUAUGCCUUUAAGAAAAGCUGA